This is a messenger RNA of Nothobranchius furzeri (turquoise killifish), 4875 nucleotides long. RefSeq names its product transcription factor 3b. The record is from RefSeq and is a predicted model, not a curated record. NCBI's taxonomy places the organism in Eukaryota, Metazoa, Chordata, Actinopteri, Cyprinodontiformes, Nothobranchiidae.
GCUGCUGUGUAAUAGCAGGUAACUUUCUUACGAUAGCCUUCCGCUGGACGACCUAGUGCUUAUAGAUAUACUGCACGUUGAAGAUUACAAAAUAUGUACUUUGGGUUAAGGUAUUUCUGACAUUUUGAACACGCGACAGGUUUACAGCUUUGUUUCCUGUCUCGCAAAUAGCCCCCCAUCUCUUGGAGGUGCUUGAAAUCGGACACCGCUGGCGUUGAGGCCCUCACUUUUUGUGCGGAGGGAUACGUUGUUACGUCUGACAAUGUGGACGGAGGUGGUGAAGAUGUCUACGAGAAGAAUGAAAUCAUCUCAGUUGUAACAACAAAAAAGGAAGACGUGAGAUUAGUUACUAUAAUAGAUUUGUUUGCACAUAGACUCGUUACAUUGAAGCAAACACGUGGGUGCUCCGUGAAAAGCAGGCUUCUCGAGACAAAAGAAAAGACAUCCACUGUGCUCCAAUGCGUUUCAUGCACUGAGGUCGAAAUUCUCUUGAAGUUUUAUGUUUUUCCCCCUGCGAGUCUCCGCUUUUCUUUUUACUGUUGGAUAUCAGACACUUGGAGAGGAGAGGGUUUAUUAGAGGCUGAAGGGUAUGAACGAACAGCAGCAAAGAAUGGCUGCAGUGGAAACGGACAAGGAACUCAGCGACCUCCUGGAUUUUAGCGCGAUGUUCGCGCCUCCAGUAGCCAAUGGGAAAAACAGGACGAUGACACUUGCCAGCACUCACUUUGCUGCAUCAGCAAUAGAUGAGCGCAGCGGCUCUGGUUCUUGGGGCUCCGGAGAACAGAACAGUCCUUCAUUCAGCCAAGGACGGGGAUACGGAGAGGGAUCCCACUUCAGCGAUCAUGAAAACUUACCUUCUCCAUUCAUCGGUUCAGGGAUUGCCGGUAAAAAUGAGCGACCACCCUACUCCCCCUUUGGAAGCCAGCCGGGCUUCCUUCCCAGUGACAUAGCGAUGCCCAGCCCAGAUGCUUUGUCUCCCUCUGGUAUAAAGUCUGGUUCCCAGUUUUAUCCAUCAUACCCCAACAACCCCAGGAGAAGGCCGCCGGACGGAGGUUUAGACACCCAGCCAAAGAAGAUUCGGAAACCCCCUGGCCUGCCGUCCUCGGUAUAUGCUUCCACAUCUGGUGAUGAGUAUGUCAGAGAUAACGGAGGAUAUCCUGGUGCGAAGCCCGGGGCCGUCUAUCCAGGCUCUUUCUAUGUGCAAGAAGAUCCCUGGUCAUCCUCUGGUUAUUCGGGCAUGCUGGGAAAUUCCCCUCACAUCGGACAGCCUGGCUCCUUCCCCGCAAUCAACCCACAGGACAGAAUGAACUACCCUCUGCAUGGCAGCGAGGUCAACGGCUUCCACUCGGCCCCCACCACCUACAACCACACACCCACCAUCAAUGGAGAGAGCAUCAUGACCAGCCGAAGCACCACGGCAGGAAGUUCGGGAGACGAGAUCGGGAAGGCUCUCGCCUCUAUUUACCCGUCGGACCACAACAGUAAUAACUUCUCCUCGGCUCCUUCCACCCCUGGAUCUCCCCAGACCAUUGCAGGAGCUCCGUCUCAGUGGCAAAGACCGACCACGCCCAGCUAUGAAGGGCAGCCACACACAUUGAAUAAAAUGGAGGACCGCUUGGAGGAGGCCAUCCACGUGCUGCGUAGCCAUGCUGUGGGCCAGGCGCCUGCCUUAGAGGGAGCUCACCCCGACAUGCACGGCCUGCUGACCUCUGUGCACAACAGCCUUGGAGGCCUCUCUCCUGCUUUCCCCAAUGCCAGCCUUGCUCUCAGCAAUAGACACCCUGCCAUGGGAGGGAAACACGAGGAACCCACAGGCCUUCCUCCCAGCAGCACUCUCCUUCACGGUCAUCACGCUACCGGGCCCACGCCGUCAGUCGGACAGCCAGAAGGCUUCUCCAGUCUUCCUGGUGGUUUGGCCCGGUCAGCACACUCCUCCAGCAGCUCGGACAUCAAAAGAGAGGACAAAGAGGACGAUGAAAACUCUUCUGUUACGGACAAGUCGGAGGAGGAAAAGAAGGACUCAAAAGCAGCACGCAGUCGAACAAGAAAGGAGGCGCUGACCCUCCAGAUGCUCCCUGGGCUUUCAGAUGAGAAAGAUGAUCAGGACAAUGAGGAUGAUGAGGAUGUUCCCCCUGAGGUGAAGAUGGAGCGUGAAAGGGAACGGCGAGUGGCAAACAACGCCCGGGAGCGUCUCAGAGUACGGGACAUCAACGAGGCGUUCAAGGAGCUCGGUAGGAUGUGCCAGCUGCACCUCAGCCACGACAAACCUCAGACCAAACUUCUCAUCCUUCACCAAGCGGUCAAUGUCAUCCUCAAUCUAGAACAACAAGUCCGAGAGCGCAACCUAAAUCCUAAAGCGGCGUGUUUAAAACGGCGUGAGGAGGAGAAGGUUUCAGGGGUGGUGGGAGAGGCACCCAUGCAGCUCCCAGGAGGCCACCCUAGCAUGGGAGGAGACGGCCACAAUCCAGUUGGCCACAUGUAACACCAGGUGUGGUGGUGUUUUCUGGCUUUCAGAGGAUGUGGCCUUAACAGAUUUCUUCCACCCAAUAAUCUCAGUGUGUGUGUGUGUGUGCGUGCGCGUCUGUUUGAGUGUGCGUGCAUGCGUGGGGACAUCUCUUUGUAUCGUCCAUUCAAGUUUUCAAGAUUCACACACUUGUACUCACAUGCAUACUGCCAAAACUGACACAGUGUGGUUUUUCGCACUCCCAGCCAUGACUACAAACUCAAAUGUGAAGAACUUUUUUUUUCUUGUUUUUUUUUUUUUUUUAUAUAUACAUGUAAAAUGUCUCUUUCUUUUUGUUUCCGUGAUGGUUGAACGCCAGAGUUUUGUCCUGCCACGUUUUGGGACUGCACACACUGCCAAGAGGUGUUCUGGUGGGGGGGGGUAGGGACGGAAAGACAAAGGGAGACCUAAACAAACAGACUGAAUCGAGAAUUUGUGCCUAAUUGUUACAUGUUUUCUAUUUGACAUUAAGGCAAAAUUGCUGUACAUGUGAGGAACACUUGUGAGGGAUUGCUUAUGUGUAUGAGCAGUUAUUUUAAAUGUAUGUCAUUCCCAGCGUGAUGGUACAGUCUUACAUAUGUUAUGUAACGCAUAGUUGAAGGUGAAACGUCAAAUUUGCUGGCUUUUCUGAGGCUUGUGGAUGGAAACGGAAAGGCCGGCCAAAGUUUUGACAUUUCAAAUACAGCUUACCUGAGAGAUGGGAACUCCUUGACCUCGAGCCAGUCCCGUGGCUCAGACCCGGUCUCGACCUGCCGAGACGUUUGGAGACUUGGAAUCAUGGACUUCUUCCUUGAAAGUUAUGAAUUUAUCCAAGAAAUAGAAUCCGUCAACAAAACAAAAACUGUUCUUCCUUGUUGUUGACCAGGCGUUCUAGUGUUUCUCCUGUAGCCCUUUGUUGUACAUUCAGGUUUUUUGUACUGCUUUACACACUAAAGCAUACACAGAUGAGACAAAGCACAGUUGUAUAGGUUAGACCUGUGUCACAUUUCACUCCCUGACAGUCUUGUAUUAAAGCCAUUCGGAUCUAAUCAGCACUUGGGUGCUGUUUGUUAAAAUGGUUUACUGACAGUGCCAGCAGACUUAACAGCUCAAGUCUUUCCCCUCUAAUUGAUGUUCUGAAAAGGCAAAAGAAUAAAAAACAGGUUUCUUUAUUUUUCUCCACAGUUGUUAAUGCACACUUUGUGUAAUUCCUAAACGAGCAUUCCCAUUGAUCUGCAAGCCCCUCACCUUCCUCCCGAGUCAGUGUGCUCUCACCUUUCUUACCGAGAGAAGUGUGACAUGUAAAUUCACUUCAUGCAUUAUUCUGUUGCAUUUUUCAAAAGUAAAUAUAUAUAAAAAUAUAUAUUUUUUGUUAGUCUAUACAUUGUAGAUUUUUUACAUAAAUGGCAAUAUUAGUUUGAAGUUUAGAGUGUAUUGUAGAUGAGCUGUAUAAGGGGAUAUUUAACAUUUAAAUGAUGUCCAAAAGUUGAUUUGACAUCGGACUGGGAUGACAGUAAAAGGAAAAAAAAAAGAUCAACAGAUGAUGAAUUUAAAAAAGUGUUUAUUUCCUUUUAUUCCAGUUUUAGUUGUAAGGCACAUCCGCUACCAAGAUGAAUGCCUCCUUUCCAUGUAGGCAUUUGUGGACAGAGUUGGUGCCGCGGUCUGACUUUAGCAUCGAGGCACUGAUUUAUCAAUUUAAAAAUUGAAAGGGAUUUUUUUUUGUUUCUUUUUGUCUCCAACAGUAAUUAUUAUGCAACUGGUUUUUGAAUGUAGCUACCAUACAAAUGUGGAUUGCCUUCAUUUUCAGCGUUGUUUUCAUUCUGGGUUUUGUUAGCACAGUGUAAUAGUUUUCCUUUUACUCGUUUGAUUUUAUUUUUCUCAACAUCUGGCCUCGACCAAGUGGCUCUCCAUGUUCAGCUCGCUUCAGAGGCAGGUGUCUGGAUUUGUAUGUACGGUGAUAUUGAGAACAAAAACAGUGUUAUUGUGAUGUUAUUCCCAUGUCAUGUUGUGAGUGGUUUCUUUUUACCAACAUGUAAUCACAAGUGGGAGGUGGAGCUUUUUGUGUGUUUAAUUUCUACAAAAAAGAAAAAGAUGAAGAAAAAUAAGACCUAUACAAAUCAAUAGUGUGGCCUUUUCAUUCUCAAGACUUAAGAUGUCAUGAUGGGAGAGUGAUGCCUUAUCAGUGCCUGAACUUGUAUUGUUUUUUUUUUCCAUUUAAACAGUUUUAUGUUGUGAACCAUAUCAUUUCAUUUAUCUUGGAGAUUAAAGAGGUACUUGUUUCAUUCCCCCAUCCUCCCUUAAUGCUUUUUUCCCAAUUACUGAGGAAAAAGUUUAAAUGGUAUAAAGAGAUUUUCUUUCAGUGUAUCUAGUUAAAUAAAUAAAUGUUAAGCAGA